AUGCAAGAAAAUGUCAAAGUGCCUCACAGAAAAAGAAGCAAGGGGCUCUCGCUCGCCGCGCUCAAGAAGGCGCUGGCCGCCGGCGGCUACGAUGUGGAGAAGAACAACAGCCGCAUCAAGCUGGGGCUCAAGAGCCUCGUCAGCAAGGGCACCCUGGUGCAGAGCAGAGGUCUGGCUCUUUCCGCCUCAGAAAAAAAAGAAAAACAAAACAAAAACCAAAACCCCACAGUAAUCAAGCCGAAGAAGCCGGCGGCUAAGAAGCCCGCCAGCGCCGCCAAGAAGGCGGUGACAGCAAAGAACAGUCUCAAGGAAGUUAAGUCCGCAACCAAGAAGGCAGCCAAGAGUCCCAAGGUGACAAAGGCUGUCAGGCCCAAGAAAGCGGCGGCAGCAGCGAAGAGCCCGGCUAAGGCGAAGGCGGUGAAGCCCAAAGCAGCCAAGCCGAAAGCGGCCAAGGCAAAGAAGGCAGCUCCCAAGUAAACCCCAAGGGGAAAUAAUCCUGUUUCGUAUUUAAAUCCAACGGCUCUUUUAAGAGCCACCGAGACUUUCGGAAAUGGGCUGAAAUGCUGUGGCUGCCGCCGUUUUGGGGAGGGGUGUGGGGGAACCGCAGGCUGCUGGUAAAUGUGCUGUUCGAGUCCGGGAACAGCUCGAGGCGCUCUUGAAUUGGUUGGGGAGGGUAACAGCGCCUUGGUAGCUCAAAAUGCCCACGAGGCGCGGGGAUUGGUCGCGGAAGGACCGAGCUGCUUCCUGGAACCGCUGCCAGCCCCGCCCCAGAGCGAAGCAAUAC
This is a messenger RNA of Onychostruthus taczanowskii (white-rumped snowfinch), 784 nucleotides long. Its product is annotated as histone H1.10-like. The transcript is spliced from 3 exons. Bases 1 to 477 code for a protein of 158 amino acids. Gene Ontology annotation, biological process: nucleosome assembly. Gene Ontology annotation, molecular function: DNA binding; structural constituent of chromatin. Lineage: Eukaryota; Metazoa; Chordata; Aves; Passeriformes; Passeridae. The record is from RefSeq and is a predicted model, not a curated record. Gene Ontology annotation, cellular component: nucleosome.